Caenorhabditis bovis is the source of this 870-nucleotide messenger RNA. The record is from the annotation of a GenBank genome assembly. Lineage: Eukaryota; Metazoa; Nematoda; Chromadorea; Rhabditida; Rhabditidae.
AUGGACAUCGAUUCCAGGAUCAAGGCCUACCGAUUCGUCGGCUAUGCCGCGUUGACCUUCUCCACCGUCGCCAUACUCUCAGUGUGCGUGACCCUUCCAAUGGUCUACAACUACAUCCACCAUGUCCGUCACAAUGUCCACAAUGAGCUCAUCGAGUGCAAGGCCGAGGCUAAGCGUCUCUAUCGCGACGUCACCAUGAUCCCUGACGUUCUCGGCGCCGCCCACAAUCGUACCGCUCGUCAAGUUGACGGCAAAUGCGAAGGCUGCUGCUUGCCGGGAGCACAAGGGCCACCAGGAGCUCUGGGAUCCACCGGAAGACCUGGAAAGCCGGGAGCGCCAGGACUCAACGGAAAUCCGGGACGCCCACCAAAGGAGCCGUGCGAGCCUGUCACCCCACCACCAUGCAAGCCAUGCCCAGAAGGACCACCAGGGCCAGCAGGACCCCCAGGACCUGCCGGAAACAAGGGACCAUUGGGACCACCAGGACCACAAGGACCACCAGGACCCAACGGCGAGCCAGGAAACAAGGGAGGCGAUGGACCACCAGGACCAGCCGGAAAGCCGGGACCAGCGGGACCACCGGGCGAGAAUGGCAAGAACGGCGAGCCACAACCGGGAGCACCAGGAGAGCCAGGACGUCCAGGACAACCAGGACCACGCGGACCAUCAGGCGAGCCCGGAAAGGACGGAACGCCAGGACCACAAGGAGAGAAGGGCGCUCCGGGAGAGCCGGGACAACCAGGACGCGACGGUCAGCCAGGACAUCCAGGUCAGCCAGGAAAAGACGGAAAGCAAGGAGAAAAGGGAAUCUGUCCAAAAUACUGCGCUCUCGACGGCGGCGUCUUCUUCGAGAACGGCCAACGUCGUUAG